GAAAGUGCCUGACCGGGUGCUGGAGGAAUGCAGAGGGGUGCAGCAAUCUGCAGCAGGUCACGAGGUAAAAUGAACAAGAUGAAGAACUUCAAACGGAGGUUCUCACUCUCAGUUCCUCGGACGGAGACCAUCGAGGAGUCACUGACUGAGUUCACAGAGCAGUUCAACCAGCUCAACAACCAGAGGAAUGAGGACCUUGCCCAAGGGCACCUGCAGCUGGGACACCUGGGCAGGGACAUCAGAGCCGACCCCACAGCCAUCUCCCCAUCAGACGUGGAGGGUCAAUCCCCGAUGGCCGUGCGCUACCGCAGCAGCACCCAGCGCCGCUUCUCCACGGAGGAUGUCAGUAAGCGCCUCUCCCUGCCCAUGGACAUCCGGCUGCCCCCUGAGUUCCUGCAGAAGCUGCAGAUGGAGAGCCCAGAGUUCCCUAAGCCUCUCAGCAGGAUGUCACGGCGGGCAUCCCUUUCGGAUAUCGGGUUUGGGAAGCUGGAGACCUAUGUUAAACUGGACAAACUGGGUGAGGGCACUUAUGCCACUGUCUUCAAGGGGCGCAGCAAGCUGACAGAAAACCUUGUGGCAUUGAAGGAGAUCCGCCUGGAACACGAGGAAGGGGCUCCAUGCACCGCUAUCCGGGAAGUGUCGCUGCUGAAGAACCUCAAGCACGCCAACAUCGUGACCCUGCAUGAUAUCAUCCACACGGAGCGCUCCCUCACUCUGGUCUUCGAGUACCUGGAAAACGACCUCAAGCAGUACCUGGAUAACUGUGGGAACCUGAUGAGCGUGCACAAUGUGAAGAUCUUCAUGUUCCAGCUGCUGCGCGGCCUGUCCUACUGCCACGGGAGGAAGAUCCUGCACAGAGACCUCAAACCCCAGAACCUGCUCAUCAAUGAGAGAGGAGAGCUCAAGCUGGCUGACUUCGGUCUCGCCAGAGCCAAGUCAGUGCCAACCAAAACAUAUUCCAACGAGGUGGUGACAUUGUGGUACCGACCCCCCGACGUCCUGCUGGGAUCCACCGAGUACUCCACCCCCAUCGACAUGUGGGGCGUAGGGUGCAUCCACUACGAGAUGGUCACCGGGCGGCCCAUGUUCCCCGUCUGUUGGGUGAGCGUCCGGUGACACGUUCCCUCUUUUCAACCCCUUCCAGGAACGCCGACAGAAGAAACCUGGCCGGGGAUAACGUCCAACGAGGAGUUCAGGGCGUACAACUUCACGCAGUACCGAGCACAGCCGUUAAUUAAUCACGCCCCGAGGUUGGACUCAGACGGCAUUGAUUUGCUGAUGAACCUCCUCCUGUAUGAAGCCAAGAGCCGGAUUUCAGCAGAGGUGGCCCUGAGGCAUCCGUACUUCAAGAGCCUGGGGGAGCGGGUGCACCUCCUGCCCGACAAUGUCUCCAUCUUCUCUCUGAAGGAGAUCCAGCUUCAGAAGGACCCUGGCUACCGAGGCUCAGCCUUUCAGCAGUCAGCCCGAGGGAAGAACAGGAGGCAGAGUAUAUUUUAAACCCAGACCUCAUGUUCCCUUUGUCACCAUGGAGAUCAGCACACUGAGGAAGGAGACGGCGAUGCGCUUCCAUCCAUGAUGCUCAGCCCAGCAGGAUGGAGCUGAUGGCUCUCCCCACAUCCCCCAGCAGCUGGUGGCAAUGGACCUGUGGCCUUUUCCCCCUCUUGUUCUCACAUUGCCCCCAUCAGCUGCCACCCUAUGUGCAGGUGUAGAGCAUCCCUCCUGGGACUGGGGUCCUGCUCUGUGCUGGGGGAGCUGCUUGCUGCCUGUGGAGCUGAGCUGGGUGCAGGGAGGCUGUGUGAGCACGAAGCGGGGUCUCUGAAGCAGGACCUGUGACUGCAUUGCAUUCAGCCCAAGCAGGCAGCAUCCCACUGCUCAGACAGCCUGCAUGCAGCCUCACCCCACUGAGCCUGGCACUGAAGGAACUGCUGCUGGAGCACCAGUCCUGGGGCAGCCUUCCCAGCUGUGCCAUUGCUUAUUCCUCUGUAACGCCUUCAUCUCUGCCCAUUGUCGGUACCUGAAUCCCAAUGAGGGCAGAGCAGCCUCACCCAGCAUCCCCUCUGCUGCCAUCACAAGGGAUGGGACGUGAUUCCCAGCAGUGCACAGGAGCCUACAGCUGAAAGAACCCUGCAGUAUCACCGCACCCCAAUGCUGUGCACCCACCGCAGUGCAUUCCCCACCUGGAGGACAGGGGAGAGGUGCCAAACCUCCCCAGCUCAGCUGUGGGGACCAGAAAGAGACAUAGAGAACAGCAAACCAUCCUCCCCACGUGUAGCCAAUGUCACACCAAGCAGCUCUGAUUUAGACCCACAUCACAGGACCAAAGGGCACAUUGUGCUGGCCAUAGGACCCUGCUAGACCUACCCAAUGGAGGAUGUGCUGAUGUCCCCAACCUGCCAGCAUCCCAGGACAGACAGUGCUCAAUGGACACUAACUGCUUACACCACUUUUUCUCCAUGGAGAGGAACUGGAGCUCUAUUUUUCCCUCUCCUGGAGGAGAAAGGAGAGCCCGGGGUUCUCCAGCACUCAAUGCACUCUACUAUACGCUCCUCCUGUCAGCCCAAAGCUGUUAAGUUGGGUUUGUCCUAGACAAGCAUCCAGACGUCUGCAUUGUUUGAGGUUUGCCCAUCCCUUCUCAGUUCCCUUCUCGGUAUGUCCAGCAUACAGCAGGCUGAAUAGUUCAUUAAUUGUUUCCAUUUGAUAGGGAAGAGCAUGAAGAGCCAUCAGCCACCAGUGACGCUGAUGUGAGGGUUGGGUUGUGCCUGGUUCCCUGCACCCUGCUUGGGCUGCACGGGGCUUUUCAGCAGCAGGGUUUACAUAAGGAAGUGCUGAGCUCACGUUGUCACCUUUCCUUUCAUUAAGGUGUUUACAAUGGGGUUUUUCUGGGCACAAUAGGGAUCUGUGGUGCUUCCCAAGGCACCAAGGGCACAGAUAUGGGCAAGUCCUGCUCUUGGAAAGCCCUGACAGACCAGCUCCGUGCCCUGAGGUUGUCUUGGCCAUAAAGGGCAGAGGAAGCCUUGCUGAUCCUUCAGUGGGAGGAUGGGGCAGAGCUGUGGGGCACAGGGCUCUGCUCAUUGCUGCUUGACUGGGCCCUUGGGAACCAAUGUCCCCAGUGGAAACCAGUGUCCCCAUAGGGCAGACACCUCCAGGGUGCAGCAAGGUGACCCAUGGAACGUGAGCACACAGACAGCUCUGCUUUAUCUGCAAUCAGAUAAGGAAGACAAAGAGCCUGCUGGCUGCUGUUUGCUCUUUCACAGCCUUUGCCUUUUCUUCUCCAAGCCAGGAGAUCUUUGUGUGGAGGCACUAUAAUAUAUUUGCCCUGUGCAUGACCAGCGGGCUGCGUUUCAGAUAACCCCUUUUGUUCUGCUGCCUUUCAUGGCUAUUGGAUUCCUAUUCAGGAGGGUGAUAAAGUGCAUAAAGAUUUGGUGCCCCAUUGAGCAAGCUGUGAUGUAUAUACUGCUGCUUUGAGUCCCAGUGCCAAGAGAAGGAGGUCAGCAAAGUCUCCCCAUACACAGGGUCAGCAUCCCAUGAGAGUAUGGGGUCUGUAUGGGUUUGGGUCAGCAUCCCAUGAGGGUAUGGGGUCUGUAUGGGUUUGGGUCAGCAUCCCAUGAGGGUACUGGGGUCUGUAUGGGUUGGGUCAGCAUCCCAUUGAGGUUUACUGGGGUCUGUAUGGGUUUGGGUCAGCAUCCCAUGAGGGUAUGGGGUCUGUUUAGGUUUGGGUCAGCAUCCCACCAUGGUGCUGGUUCCAUAUGGCUUCAGAUCAGCAUCCCACAAGAGCAUGAGGUCCAUAUGGGUUCCAAGCCUUCAGUGCUGGCAAUGAAGACACGCAAUGAGCUCCCAGCUCUGCUCAGUGCUGGAGCAGCAGCUGCUUAAAGCAGCGCUGAUGAAAACACUUGCAAAUAUCUGCGGCUCUCUGGAAUUUAGUAUUAGGAUUUUUUUCCAUUUGGUGGCACCCAGCACGGAUUGGGAGCUGUUGUUUUGUCUUCCAGGCAUUAUUUGCUUUUUCUUUUGAAUGUUUUCCUACCAAUUCUGGUUGCACCCCAGGGGAAAGGCUGCAUUGCUUUGUGCACUCAGCAGCUCUGGUCUGUGCAUGGCUCUUGCUGUGCUUUUGCAUUCCCUAUUGGUCAGAAUUAAGGGCAGCACCCGUUGCUGCAGUACAGGUGGGAUGCAGCACAGAAACAGCUUGUGCAGCAGGAAAACGUGUCCCAGAGAGCUCAGGGUCCCACUGUGAGCAUCGCCUGGUGUGCUCCAUUUGCAGAAUAGGGCUGGCCGUACCGUUGUAUGAAUGGAAGAUGUGUUUGAAAAGGUUUAUUCCUAAUAGAAGCAAUGAUUUGGGGUUUUUUUUAUAUGUAUAUAUAUAGAGAGAGAGCAUUUUUCUGGACUAAAUGGAAAGGUGCAAAAAAACCCAACAACUAAAAGGAAUAAAAGGCUGUGCCCAUCGAUCAAC
Messenger RNA from Coturnix japonica (Japanese quail), 4444 nucleotides. The record is from RefSeq and is a predicted model, not a curated record. NCBI's taxonomy places the organism in Eukaryota, Metazoa, Chordata, Aves, Galliformes, Phasianidae.